UCCUCGAGCUCGGCCCGGAGUGGGGGCCUUGCUGCAGCAGAAGUGGGGACAGGGGACUUGUGUGGGGACCCAGGAGGGUGGAGCGAAGCGGUGGGCAUAUCCGCCACCCUCGGUGUCGCCCGGUGCCCUGAGCUGGGGCCGGGCCUGGGCAGCUGGGACCGGUUAGGACACGAGCCAAGGCGGCCGUGACUCCUCACUGAGCUCUGCUUCCACCUAGUGGCCUCUGACGUGCCAGCUGCCCCCACAGCACCCAGGAAGCCAGGUGCCCUCUGAGCCCCCACCCUGUGCGAGGCACAGCCUGCAGUGGGACCGAGCUCGUCCGUGAGUGCAAGGGGCCAGAGCUGACAUGUUGCUGUCCCUCUCCGAGCCUGGGGGAGUCACGUGGAGGUUACAUCAAGAGCUUAGCACGGGGCCGGCACCUGCUGGGUGCUCGGUGAAUGCCGGGUGGUGUGGGUGGUGAUGGCGCCACCCGAACAGCCCGGUGCCAGGCAGGAGGUGGUGCGUCUCGGCGACGCGUCCGGGGCUCAGCUCCGUGGUGGGGUGAGGGACCCAGUUCCCAGGACGGCCCGCGUGAUGCUCGGGAGGGAGGGUGUCUGGGGGCCCUUGCACCCCCUGGGGUCUUGUCUCCACUCCGUCCCCGAGGGCGGGGGACGUGGGGGCUUGAGUCCUGGCCUCGCCUCCGCCGUGAGGCCCGGCGUGGUGGGGGCUGACCUGACCUCUGGAGGGACCUCUGCAGCUUCCCCGCGACACUCUGGACCCCAGACGAGCCCAGCCCUCUAGCCACUGGGGCCUCCUGUCCCCGCAAAGGGAAGAAACAAAAAGAAGCCAGAAGGGUGAGACUUUGGGGGGCCCUGGCACCCGCUUCCCUGCUGCGCUCUCCUCCCUCUGUUUUCGGGGACCCCGACUCUGCACGGCGGGCAGGCCCCUCCAGGUAGGACGUGGCCGUGGGCUCGGGGUCGUCCGGGAGAGUCGCCUGUGUGCGCUGAGCGUCCGGAGCACGGCAGGUGCUGGGGACGUUCCCGUCCUGCAGACGGCGCCGUCCUGUGCCUGGGCCGUGUCUGGGGCGGCGGCCGCCCGCUGAGGGGCAUCUGUGUGGGCAGAAGGCCGGCAGGUGGACGCGGGCCUGCUGAGUUAAAGAACCAGGCCCGGCCUCACUCUGCGGCCUCGGGUCUCUGGUCCACGAAAUGACAUUGGCACUCGGCCCACAGGCUGCGGUGAGGCGCGGGGAGGCACGCUGGGGGAGGGCCUACCCGGUGCUCGGCGAGUGGCCAGCUUGCUGCUGUCUCCCCGAGUGGGCCCUGCCCUGGAUCUGCCUCCCGAGGUGGGGUCCUCAGUGCCAGUCUGCCCCUACUCACCAGGGACCCUGGGAGAGCCACGUUCCCGCUGGCUCAGUGGCUGGAACAGAGGCCUCUGAGGGCCUGCUGCUGCCCCAUGGGGCCUGGGAAGGCGUGCCCUAGAGGGCAGUACAAACCGCUCUGUGUCCAGUAGAGGGCCCUGCCCAGCCCACGGCCAGCAGGGUGGGAGGAAGUGGCUCGAGGCCACGGGAGCAGCUGGCAGUGCCAGACGCCUGACUGGGUGGACGGAGCAGCCGGCCGCCUCUCCCGUCCGCCCGGCACCGCUGCCCGGCCCUCACCUGCCGUCCGUGGGCCAGCUGCGUCCCGCUCGUCCGGCCAUGCGGGGGCUGUGGCCACUGGCUGUUGCUCUCGCCGUGGUGUCGGCUGCAGGGCUGAGCAGCGUCUGCGGGGGUGUCCCCCUUCUCCCCAGCAGGCACAGAGCUGGGGUCCCCGAGCAGCAGAGCCGAGCCAAGAGGGGCGCCGAGGACGAGGAGGCCCCGGGGCUGCAGCAGUACGUGCCCGAGGACUUCCCCCGGCCCCUGCGCCCCGCCGAGCCCUCGGCCGCCGGCCCUGCCCCAGGCGAGGACAGACGUGCCCAGGGCGGCGGGCCAGAGCCGCGGGGCAACCUGACCAGGGCCCCGGGGCAGAGGCUGCAGGUCCGGAACCCGCUGUACCCCGUGACCGAGGACUCCUCCAGGGCCUACGCCAUCAUGCUGCUGGCCCUGGGGGUGUUCGCCGUGGGCGUCGUGGGCAACCUGGCCGUCAUGUGCGUCGUGUGGCACAGCUACCGCCUGAAGAGCGCCUGGAACUCCAUCCUGGCCAGCCUGGCGCUCUGGGACUUCCUGGUCCUCUUCUUCUGCCUGCCCGUGGUCAUCUUCAAUGAGAUCACCAAGCAGAGGCUGCUGGGGGACAUCUCGUGCCGGGCCGUGCCCUUCGUGGAGGUCUCCUCCCUGGGGGUCACCACCUUCAGCCUCUGCGCCCUGGGCAUCGACCGCUUCCACGCGGCCACGAGCACGCGGCCCAGGGCGCAGCCCGUGGAGCGCUGCCAGUCCAUCCUGGCCAAGCUGGCCGUCAUCUGGGUGGGCUCCCUGGCGCUGGCCGUGCCCGAGCUCCUGCUGUGGCAGCUGGCACGGGAGCCCGCCUCCUCCGCCGGCCCCGCGGACCUGUGCGUCAUGAAGCCCUCGGCCAGCCUGCCCGAGUCCCUGUACUCACUGGUGCUGACCUACCAGAACGCGCGCAUGUGGUGGUUCUUCGGCUGCUACUUCUGCCUGCCCGUCCUCUUCACCGUCACCUGCCAGCUGGUGACGUGGCGCGUGCGGGGCCCCCCGGGCCGGAAGCCGGAGUGCCGGGCGGGCACGCACGAGCAGUGUGAGAGCCAACUGAGCAGCACCGUGGUGGGGCUGACCGUGGUCUACGCCCUCUGCACGCUCCCCGAGAACGUCUGCAACGUCGUGCUGGCCUACCUCUCCGCCGAGCUGACCCGCCAGACCCUGGACCUCCUGGGCCUCGUCACCCAGUUCUCCACCUUCUUCAAGGGGGCCGCCACCCCCGUGCUGCUGCUCUGUGUCUGCAGGCCGUUGGGCCAGGCCUUCCUGGACUGCUGCUGCUGCUGCUGUGACGAGUGCGGCCAGGCCUCGGGGGCCUCGGCCACCGCCGCCUCGGACGGCAAGCUCAAGACGGAGAUGUCCUCCUCCAUCUACUUCCACAAGCCCAGGGAGUCGCCCCCGCUCCUGCCCCUGGGCACGCCUUGCUAGGCCAGGCCCCGGAGGGAGACCUGGGAGACAGGCAAGCUGGGUGGCGAGGGUGCCACCCCAGGCCGCUGGUCUUCUGUCCCCAUGGGUCUGGCUCU
This is a messenger RNA of Pteropus alecto (black flying fox), 3183 nucleotides long. It is a transcript of the gene GPR37L1, whose product is annotated as G protein-coupled receptor 37 like 1. Bases 1673 to 3088 code for a protein of 471 amino acids. Gene Ontology annotation, cellular component: plasma membrane; signaling receptor complex. The record is from RefSeq and is a predicted model, not a curated record. NCBI's taxonomy places the organism in Eukaryota, Metazoa, Chordata, Mammalia, Chiroptera, Pteropodidae. The transcript has 2 exons. Gene Ontology annotation, molecular function: G protein-coupled peptide receptor activity. Gene Ontology annotation, biological process: positive regulation of MAPK cascade; adenylate cyclase-inhibiting G protein-coupled receptor signaling pathway.